Pangasianodon hypophthalmus (striped catfish) is the source of this 2471-nucleotide messenger RNA. It is a transcript of the gene tmod1, whose product is annotated as tropomodulin 1. NCBI's taxonomy places the organism in Eukaryota, Metazoa, Chordata, Actinopteri, Siluriformes, Pangasiidae. Gene Ontology annotation, biological process: myofibril assembly; pointed-end actin filament capping; muscle contraction. Gene Ontology annotation, cellular component: myofibril; striated muscle thin filament. Gene Ontology annotation, molecular function: tropomyosin binding. Bases 491 to 1615 code for a protein of 374 amino acids. The transcript is spliced from 11 exons. The record is from RefSeq and is a predicted model, not a curated record.
GCGGCUCUCCGGAGUCUCGCGCGUGGACAAACAGCGGCGGUCAUUUCACAGCAGUGAGGGAGGAGAAGAGAGAAGCCGAGCUGCGGUCCGCGUUAACCGGCUGAGAGCUGAGUGUGUGAGAGUGUGUGAGAGUGUGUGUGUGUGUGUGUGUGUGUGUCAGUGUGACUGCGCUGCUUCUAGAGGAAGCUCGCUCCCGUGUGUGUCUCUGCGCUGCUGCACGCUCGCGGUGUUCGGACCGGCUGUGCGCGCGCUUUACCGGCUCCGAGAAAGAAGCCAUAUCUGGGCAAAGUAUUCACCAGCGCUAUAUAUAGAUAACACCGGAGCGCGGGACUGUGCGGUCCUGAGGGUUUGAGGAGGAAGUUUUUUUUCAUCCUGGUUCCUGCCUCCCCUUCCUCCUCCACCCGUCCUCCACCUGUCCUCCACCCGUCCUCCACCUGUCCUCCACCCGUCCUCCACUCCUCCUCCACUCGUCCUCCACCCGUCCUCCAUCAUGUCGUACCGUAAGGAGAUGGAGAAAUACCGGGACGUGGACGAGGAUGAGCUCCUGCAGAAGCUCAGUGAGGAAGAGCUCAGGAGACUCGAGGAUGAACUCGAAGAGCUCGACCCUGACAACGCUCUGUUACCGGCGGGUCUGAGACAGAGAGAUCAGACGAAAAAAGCUCCGACCGGAACGUUCCACAGAGACAAUCUGCUGGCUCACCUGGAGAAACAGGCCAAGGAGCAUCCGGAUCGAGACGACCUGGUGCCGUAUACGGGAGAGAAGAGAGGAAAGCCGUGGGUUCCAAAGACGAAGGUUGUUGAUCCGAUUCUGGAAGACGUCACACUGGAGCCGGAGCUGGAGGAAGCUUUAGCCAGCGCUACAGAUGCAGAGCUGUGUGACAUCGCAGCUAUCCUGGGCAUGCACACUUUGAUGAGUAAUCAGCAGUAUUAUGAAGCUUUGGCCAGCAGCACCAUCGUCAACAAACAGGGUUUAAACAGUGUGAUCCAGUGUGCUCAGUAUAAGCAAAUUCCCGAUGAGCAUCCCAACGACACCGAUGUGGAACAGACGCUAGUGAGGAUUAAACACAAUGACCCUGAACUCCUGGAGGUCAACCUGAACAACAUCAAGAAUAUUCCCAUCACCACUCUGAAAGCGUACGCUGAGGCUCUGAAAGAAAACACAGUAGUGGAACGACUGAGCAUCGUAGGAACACGGAGCAACGAUCCUGUGGCCUACGCGUUAGCCGACAUGCUGCGAGUAAACGCCACACUGAAGUGUUUGAACGUUGAGUCGAACUUCAUCACGGGAAACGGAAUCCUCGCUCUGGUGGAGUCGCUGCAGCACAACACAACACUGCAGGAGCUCAAAAUCGACAACCAGAGUCAGCCCCUGGGUAAUAAGGUGGAGAUGGAGAUCGCCAGCAUGUUGGAGAAAAACAGCACGCUGCUAAAAUUCGGAUAUCAUUUCACACAGCAGGGUCCUCGCUUACGCUGCUCUAACGCUAUGAUGAACAACAACGACCUGGUGCGUAUAGUUCGCUCAGAUUCCGACGGAGCCAUCACCUUCACUCUGUCCGUCCCCGAGCUGGAGCGAGCCUUCUGUAAAAAAUUCAAGUUCUCCUCGAAACCCAAGUAAAUUAAGAAAGAGAAGGCGUGAAAGCGGCCCGAUUUUCCCUAAAUGUCGGACAGACGUGUAGCAGCGGCCGUGACAGCGCCCCCUGGUGGCCUGGAGGUCUGCAGCCGACUGCAUUCUUUCUUUCCCUCUCUGGUUGUAAUUCUACUGUAAUGUACUCAGUACACACACACACACACACACUUUGAUGCCUUUGAAGCCUUAUGAAUAACUGUAGAAUGUACUGAAUGAAAGGCUGGGAAUGAAAUAUCGUAGACUUUGUGAGUAAAUUUAAGAUGGAGGUCGUGUUCACAGGAAGUGAUGAACUGCAGUGUAUCAAUCACAGAGUUGUUGUCACGAAGCAAUAAUUCUUUAUAAAGCUCAGAUUGUUCAGAUGAGUUGUGUUUUAAUUACAUAAUAAAAUAAUUGUGGUUUGGAUGCGUGUGAGAUCGGUUUAUUUCUAAAUACAGAGAACAGCAUCGGAGUCCAUAGAUGGGAAAGUGGGCGUGUCUCUGAGUCUAUAUAUAUAAAUAACCUGAGAGAAUGUUUAGCGUAAUGCUAAAAUGCUAAAACAGCAACUGAUUAACUUUGUUUUUGAUAUUCUGUGUGAUGUUUUCUUUUUCCUGCUAGACACGUUCAGUCCUUUCUUUCUUCCUCCCCUCUCUCUCUCUCUCUCUCUCUCUCUCUCUCGCUCACUCUGUCUCUCUCUCUCUCUCUGUCUCUCUCUCUCUGUCUCUCUCUCUGUCUCUCUCUCUUUGUCUCUCUCUCUCUCUUCCUGUAUUUAAAUGAAUGGUAAAUCUGUGUGUAAGGAAAUUUGAAUGGAAACAACAGAAAUGAAAACAUUCAAAAUAUUUCAAAUAAAAAUAUUAUUCCUAACGUA